This is a messenger RNA of Funneliformis geosporum, 1812 nucleotides long. The record is from the annotation of a GenBank genome assembly. NCBI's taxonomy places the organism in Eukaryota, Fungi, Glomeromycota, Glomeromycetes, Glomerales, Glomeraceae.
AUGUCACGUUCACAAAGUGGAUAUCUACCUCCACAUAACGGUAAUCCUAUUAAUAUGAUGAAAUUUUCACCAAAAGGAAAAUAUCUUGUUACUUACAGUGAAGAUGAUGAAACAUUUGUCGUUUGGAAUGUUGAAAAUAUUGAAAAGAUAAUAGAAAGCAAAAAAAUUAUCGAUUUGAAUAAUCCAUCUCCAGAAAUUCAAGAAAUCAAAUUAUAUCUUGAUUUUAAAGCAAUGAGAGUAAAAAAUUUUUGUGUUUAUUCAAUUUAUUCAAUUUCAAAAUUAAAUAGAAGCUUGUGUCGAAAGAUUUACAAGAUGCCUAAAGAAGCGGAGAUUAACCCAGAGGAUAUUAGAAUCUCUUAUGAUCAAGAUUAUACUUGCCUGAAAAUGAAUGAAAUGAAUGAUGAGAAAAUUUUUAUUCAUUCAGAUAAACUAAGUUCUAUGGUAUCAUUCGAUUUGAAUGACGGACAAAAUCUGAAAAUCUAUAUGAAAAAUCAUCGAUAUUCUUUAUUUGAUCAUUCUUGGAUUUGGAACUCUGAUACUAAACGUUUUGAUAUUGAUUCAGAAAAUUAUAGAUUUGUAAACGUAGACGAUAACUUGUAUUCAUCGCAAUUAAAAACAAAUGAUGAUGAUUACGAGCGUAUAAAUCUUUCUGAAUUAUCUAGAGAGCAAAGAAAAAUUUUAAAAGAUUGUCAAUUAGACAAAGCAUUUACAAAAGAUUUAAUUGAACGACUAACUAAAAUUAAAGAGGAGACAGACCACAAAAUAUGGAAAAAUAAAAUUGAAAAAUUAAUGAAAAAAUUGGCUAUACGUAUAGAUAAGAUUGAAAAUUUAGCGGAAGAUUCUAGUAAUUUUCAAAUUAUGAUUGCAAAAGGUAAAUUGUAUAUUAAAGAAGAUUUGCUUCAAUUACUUGGAUCAGAUAAAUCUUCUAGUGACAAAGAUAAAUAUUUAAGAGACGCAAAUAAAUAUUUAAGAGACGGAAUAAAUUUUUCAAAAGACAUAGAUAACAAAGAUGAAGGUGAUGAAGGUAUCGAGAUAAUUGCUCGCAAAUCAUUAAAUAAUAAUAAUAUAGUAAUGUUAACAGAAAUUGGAAUUUUUAUUUUCCAUUUAAUUGAUGAUAAGAUUUUUCUGAGAUAUUAUCAUAACAUGUACAAAUCAAUUAAAUUAAUUGAAAAGAUCCAUGAAAUUCAUAAAAGUUACUCAAUAGUUGAUAGACAGGUACUAGAUGUUAAAGAGAAUGAUGAAGAAAUUUCCAAAUAUGUUUUUGCAUUAUUAACAUUUGCAAUUGAGGAACACGAUACAGAGUUAAUAUCUGAUAUUUAUAAUUAUGUUAAUGGGGAUAAAGAAUAUUUUUUAAGAUAUGGUCCUGAAUUAUUAAUUUCGGCGAUUAAAUUACAAGAUUCUAACUUAAUAGAUACGAUCUAUAAUGAGUGUUUAGAUCUCUUUAAAAAAGAUCUAGAAAACAAUAAUGCAUUCUUAAGCAUUAUUAAUAAAUCAAUGCCAUUAUUGCAUAAAUAUUAUCCAGAAUAUAUCACAAGAUAUUCAUCAGAUACAAACAUGAUAAUAGAUUCUCCUAAAUAUAAAAUCGAACAACUUAGUACAUCUCAUCUUUAUUCUUUUUCUAAUAUUGGUAUAGUUAAUUUAACGCCAUCUAUUGCUUGGACAAAAUAUACUAGUCUGUUUAAUAUUAUCAUUUUAACUAGAUAUUUUCACGCUAAUGUUGAUGAGACACGUAAAGUAAUUCAAAAACAAACAAAAGUAGAAUAUAGUAUUAAUAAGUUUUCAGAUUUGAAGGAAAAUUUACAAAAAAUUUAA